Molecule: messenger RNA, 1468 nt
Organism: Microplitis mediator
Lineage: Eukaryota; Metazoa; Arthropoda; Insecta; Hymenoptera; Braconidae
Exons: 4
Coding region: 898-1341 (147 amino acids)
Source: RefSeq, a predicted model, not a curated record
GUAUUAGGAGCGGGAAUAUAAAAUAAGCAGGAAUAGGUAUAGGAAUUUAUAGCCGAUUCAGUGCGACAGUAGUGUUAUCUGUCGGUAAAUUCACAACCCAGUGUCGUCUGCAUACAACUCUUUUACCUUUUACUAAUACACGUGUGACAGUACAAACGCGAAAAGUGCACGUGUGCUAUCAAUAGGCCAUUUGUUUAACUCUUAAUGCGUUAGAUUUUACAAAUUGAUAACAAAUGUCCACAUAAACCUGCAUCACAUAUUUAUAUAUAUAUAAAUAUACAUAUACAUCUACAUUUGUUUAUCAUUACGUCAGCAAAUAUAUUUUUUAGCUCGCCUUCAAUAGCUCGUGGCGCCAUCGCGAACACGUGUUCAUUUUUAUGCGCAUGCGCAACUUAAAUUGAUCACGGGAAUCACACGUUUGUAUUUUUUCUCGAUAUUCAAUUGCAGAAAAGUGUCAGCAAAUUAAAAAUUAUUCGUGUAAUCAUUUUUUAAAAAUUAUUAAGAAAAAAAAACUGCUGACCGGCAUAAUUUUGGUUGCAAAAAUUACCAGAUCUCUCAGCACAGCUUUUACGAUUGUGCAUUAGCUCGGUAACCUUGACAUUUCGUGCGACGCGUGCUCACGUUUAUUUUAGAAAGGAAUAUACCAUACACCAGUAGAGCAAAGAAGUUAAAAGAACGGUACUUUAACAGAUAAAUCGAGCUUACUCUUGUAUAGAUCAGUAUUGAGACCGGUAACUUUGAUCUGCACGCCCUUUUGAACUUUAAACUCCGACCAAGGAAAUUAUUGAUUUCGAUCCUUAUUACAUACAUCACUUUUAAUAUAUAUCUUUAUUUAAAACGCAUUAAUAAAGCCGACGUUAAUAAAUUUCAUUGGGUUGAUUAUUAAUUUUCAAAUUAAUGAAUAAAUUUAAAAUAUUUAAAUUUAAUAAUUAUUUUUUGAGUGACGCGAAAAAACCCCUUGCAUCUGAGGUUUUAACGAGCUACCUUUUGCAAACACAAGAACCGCCUUGGACUUCGUACUUCGUGAAGUACAGAGACAUAAAAAAUGACCAACGAGGCAUGUCACAUUUCAAUUGGGCUGUCGGUAAUUCAAACUACCACGUGCUACGCACUGGAUGUUUUCCUUACAUCAAGUACCACUGUACGAAACGCCCGAAACAGGACCUCACACUCGAUGACAGAUUCUUCAAGGCUAUCAAGAUAAUAAACCUUGGAAUUCCUACUCUGCUUUAUGGACUCGCUGCUAUCUAUUUAAUACGGCAUCAAGAGCCUGUCAAGACUUCGCGAGGUCAAGUCUUUAUAUAUUUUUUACUUCCCGAAGACAAGGGAUCAAGAUAUUGAAAUACUGAGACUGAAUAUUAUUUUUAACCAACUUUAAAUUUCUUAACUAAUUGAAUGUUAUUUUUCAUCCUAAUCAAUUUUGUUAAAAUAUUCAAAAUUUUUUAUGCCACUGUAUUAAAUAAUAAUA